Molecule: messenger RNA, 2358 nt
Organism: Cyprinodon tularosa
Lineage: Eukaryota; Metazoa; Chordata; Actinopteri; Cyprinodontiformes; Cyprinodontidae
Gene: samd7
Product: sterile alpha motif domain containing 7
Exons: 9
Coding region: 358-1932 (524 amino acids)
Molecular function (GO): protein binding
Source: RefSeq, a predicted model, not a curated record
UACACAUCAGUUGAAGGUGCAGCGGGCGGUUGGAUGGGAGAUCAUAGUGAUGUCAGGACAGGGAGGGCUUACUGCAGGAGAUAAAGCCAGCUAAUAGAGAUGAAAUGAAUCGGUAUUUAAAAGGUCUCUUUUAGUUAAGACACUUUGCUGGCAGCAGAUUGUGCUUACUCCAGUCUGCAAGUUGGAUGCUGAAGGACAAACAGAAUAAAAACUAGCUCACAUAUUUAAAAAUACUUUAUAAUCAUAUUUGUUCCAUAAUUUGCUUUGUUUUUUUGUAUUACAUCUGAACUACCACAACAGCAGCUGCAAAUACUACUAACAUAAAGCACUACUUUGGAUUGAAGGUGGUGUGCUGUGAUGACUCCACGGGAGCAGCUGAGGAAGAUGACAGCACUGAGUGACCAGGGGACUUUAGAUGAGAAGCACUGGUACCGAUUGGUCAACGGCAUGUCGGCUGGAGAGCUAAGGCAGAGGCAGGAGCUGAUAAUGAGGAACCAGAUGGCCAUGGCUCCACAGAUCCUCGCCCAGGGCCAACAGAGGUUACAGGGGGUCCCAACACAGUUUGAACAUCGCUUUAUGGAAAGGGAGUUGGUUCCUCCUGCAGAGAUGGUAACAUCCGAAGCAAGGCAGAUUCACAUGGGACAUCACCUCGGUCCACCCCUUCCACCACAUGCCAAUGUCCUGCCUGGCAGAGCAUUCCCAGGACCAGGAGGGUAUGGCUUCCUGCCCUCAGAACCAAUGGAAAACGUUGCCAGGCGACAGGAGCUCCUUCACAAGCAAAAUAUAGCAAGGAUGGAGAUGAACGCCAUCAUGCACCAGAAAGAGCUUGAGAAUGCUCACCAAAAAGGACUGAUGGGAAUAGAGAAUCCCAUGUCGUACCCUUCCAACCCCAUGCUCUUUAGGGGCCGCCAGCGCAUGCCAGACGGCCAUGAGGUCUUUGUCCACCGUCCCUCCCUAGAUGAGCUUCAUUCCAACAGCAUACUCAUGUCAUCCAACCCCUAUCCACCAAUCAGCUCGCUGCACAGAGAGAGAGGUCGUAGGGCUGGGCGAAGGCCUACUGUACAUAAGAGUACAGAGAACCAGGUGCCCAACCUGAAGGGUCAAACUGAGGACAAAAGUGUAGAGCAGAGUCCAGAGGCGACAUCAGGAGAGGAGAAAGAGUUAGAAGCAAAGGGGGAUGUGGGCGAGGAGUGUGGCACGAGUAAGACACACCAUCAGGUGAAAACAGACCCUGAGCUGGCCAUAGGAAGAAGGAAGAGCUACAAAGAGGGGGAGGCGGGCCUGCGUAAGACUUGCGCUACCACUCAGGAUGGAUGUUCAGAUAUUACCAACGGUGCUUCCAAUGAUAAAGACAUACCCAGUCAGUGUUCGGCUUUCCAGGAAAAAUUCAUCUAUCCCUCCACCGGUGGAGCUCUCACAGGGAUGCCUUAUGUGUUCCCUGUCCAAGGAAAUGGUUUUCUUCCAAGUGGCCCACCAAACCUCUUUCUGAAUGGUGAGGAAGUUCCAGAGGACUUAAGGAAGUGGACAGUGAACGAUGUUUACAACUUCAUUAGCAGUAUACCGACAUGCUCAGAGUAUGCUCAGACGUUCAAGGACCACAUGAUUGAUGGAGAAACUCUUCCACUUCUUUCAGAGGAGCAUCUACUGGACACACUAGGGCUCAAGCUAGGCCCAGCUCUGAAAAUACGCUCACAGGUAUCCAGAAGGCUGGGGAACAUGAUGUACAUGCUGAACAUACCUCUCCCCGGCACUCCACUGCAGGGCACAUCAGAAAAGCCCGGGGACCGCUCACCAGAAAUUGGCUCCCCCAUUAACUGCAACAGUGAGGACAUGGCUGCGAGUCCAAGAGACCCUGAGGUCAUCAAGUCUACAGAACAUAUUCACGAGGCAGAAAACAGUUCUCCUCCCUCAGCCAGCAGUGAGAUGGCCUGACCUCCGUUGACACUAAGGACAAUUUUAAACCAAACCAGAUUCUGGCCUGAUGAGCUGUUCCCGCCACGGAAGAGGACGUGUUUACAUUAUGAGUCAUGAGUUAACAAUUGCAUUUCAUAUUUAAUUUGCUAUAUGUACAUAGUAAAAAUAUUUUUAUUUUGAAUUCUAAAGUGAUACAUAUUUUAUCAUUCUUUGCUUUUAACCUUACAAUUUAAAGUAUUUUCAUGUAAAUUCCAAUUAUUUUCUAAGCAUUUCUAUUCUUCUUCACUCAGCUAAUAGAGAUCAAUAGAAACCAUAUUAAAAACAUUUCACAAACCAAAUUUAAAAACGAAUCAUAUCUCUUUUGAGCAUUUUGAAUGUCUUGUUUCAUACAUUUUUGCCUUUAUUUGUCUAAGAAUAAAGUUUUUUUCUACAAAGGAAUGUGCA